Messenger RNA from Penicillium paradoxum, 504 nucleotides. It is a transcript of the gene yphA, whose product is annotated as tyrosine phosphatase family protein. Lineage: Eukaryota; Fungi; Ascomycota; Eurotiomycetes; Eurotiales; Aspergillaceae. Gene Ontology annotation, cellular component: cytoplasm. The record is from RefSeq and is a predicted model, not a curated record. Gene Ontology annotation, molecular function: inositol diphosphate tetrakisphosphate diphosphatase activity; phosphatase activity. The coding region runs from base 1 to 504 and encodes 167 amino acids. The transcript has 3 exons. Gene Ontology annotation, biological process: protein dephosphorylation.
AUGGGCGAAGGCAACAAUUUUGGCCACGUCUCCCGGGGCAUCUAUCGAUCUGCGUUUCCAAAUGCGGAAAUACACGCACAGCAUCUGAAUGGCAUCAAGACCAUUCUGAAACUUGUUGAUACGCCCUACCCGUGCCCCGAUGAAGACUUCAUUGCCUCGAUGGGCAUCAAAGUUCAUACCACUGCAAUCCGCACCACCAAGGUAGCCAUGGACGAGACAACCAUUCAAGAUUUCAGCGUCUCGAUCAAUCAGAUUCUGACCCUACUCAUCAACACCGAGAACCACCCGGUGUUAGUUCACUGUAACCAAGGCAAACACCGGACCGGAUGUGUUAUCGGUUGCUUUCGCCGACUUCAGCUAUGGGAUAUUGAUGAUAUAAUUGCCGAAUAUCGACAAUACGCUGGGCCAAAAGCUCGUCCCUUGGAUGAAAGCCUUAUCCGGGCUUACGAGCCGGGAGAUCUUUGGAAGACAGCACAGGAAGCCAAUGUUUCUAGCUGGUCUUAG